AUGAAGUUUUCACAUACCCUUUCCCUGAACUCGAAUCCGGACUGGGCCAAGUUUUACAUUGACUAUGCAGGUUUGAAAAAGGUCAUUCAUGAAGUGGAGCAGCAGACCACCACUCCAGAUGCUACUAGUAGUAUUGCCACUAAGGAACUGCUGGCCGAGACACGACGGGAACGUUUCUUGACGGAGUUGACUCCCAUGGUGAAGGUGGUGCGUCAAUUUUACGACACGAAGAAGGCGGAAUUGGACAUGGAAUUGGCCCAUUUGCAGCCUUUGUUGGAACGAUCGUCAUCUCGAUUAUCUCUCUUGAGUUUGAAAGACGAUGAAACAACUCCACUUGUCAUGAGCAGCAUGAAAUCCACGUCGUCCUUGGCCAGUCAUGUCAAUCUAGAAGAUCAACGACGCCAAAUUGGACAUCUCUUUACCCAGUAUCACAGCUUGAAACAAUACGCACAACUCAACUGUACCGCCGUUCGCAAAAUCUUGAAAAAGUACGACAAGACCAUGCUCGACAAUCUACUCACCACGCAUUUGGAACCACUUCGUCUCUUGUUGCCCUUUUGGGAUCAUGAUCAUGAUCAUGAUCAGCCCGAGCAAGUUGAUCGAUCCAUUGAAACACUACAGACCUAUUUUGCACACUUUUAUUGCAAUGAUAAUGCAGAUCAAGCCAAACGACAAUUGCAACUCAUGGUACGAGAAGUCAUCACCUUUCAACGACAUUCCGUGUGGCUCGACGUCAUUCAAGAUCAGCGCAAAAAGGAAGCCGCCGUCGUACGAGAUGCCACCACCAGUGCUUCAACUCCAACUGCCAACAAACCACAACCACCAUCGAUACUUGACAAACAACCCACUAAAACAGCACUCUGGACUCUUAUGACAAGCAAUACCAAUGCCAUCACGGGAACCAUCAGUGUCAUUCUAUUUCUUUCCAUUCUCUGGUGGCCCGGCAACAUCUUUGGGGAAGAAGAGGACGAUGACGAAACGACCAAACGCAAUGCACUCGCACUCCUCGUCUUGGUGUCCAUGCUUUGGGCCGCCGAAACGAUACCACUCUUUGUCACGUCCAUGUUGGUGCCCUUUUUGACCGUCGUACUACGUGUCAUUACCGAUGAAGAAACUGGAAGACGAUUGGAUGCUAACGCCGCAUCCCAAUACGUCUUUGAGGCCAUGUUUUCACACGUCAUUAUGCUACUCUUGGGAGGAUUCUCCAUUGCCGCCGCCUUGUCGAAACACAACAUUGCCCAACUACUCGCCACGGCUAUUUCGAGACGCUGCGGAACGGGUAUAAGAACGGUCCUAUUGGUGAAUAUGCUCCUUGCCACGGGCGCCAGCAUGUGGAUCUCCAAUGUCGCGGCACCCGUCCUCUGCUAUUCCCUGCUUUCGCCCAUCUUAAAGGCGAGUACAGCACAAACCAGCCGCGCCGUGUUUGGAACCACGCAACACGUCGCCGCCGAACAAGAUCAUCGACUUUGUCGGGCACUUGUGAUGGGGAUUGCACUUGCUUCCAAUGUGGGGGGCAUGGCAUCGCCCAUUAGUUCUCCACAGAAUCUAUUCGCCAUUGAAUACACUGAUCACAUUGGAUGGUUGGCAUGGUUCACCGUGUCGAUUCCACUCUGUCUUACACUCAAUGUCCUGCUCUGGGGAUGGCUAAUUUUCUGCUAUCAAUUGCCACGAGGCGAGUCAACGGCGGUCCAAUACGCAUUGCGGCAACGAGAUCAUCAAAAUCGAUCUACCAAAGAACCCUUUACCAAGGAACAGUACUACGUUAUUAUUGUGUCGGUGGGCACGGUCCUCUUGUGGUGUGCCAGCAUCAACUUGUCCGAGUAUACCGGUCAAAUGGGCAUUCUCGGCAUUGUUCCAUUUUGCAUGUUUUUUGGAUACGGCAUUUUGACCAAGGAAGAUCUCAACAGUUUUCUAUGGAGUGUCGUGAUUCUCGCCAUGGGAGGACUCGUACUCGGAGAAGCCGUCCGCACGUCCGGACUGCUCACUGUCAUUGCAGAACGCAUUGCCGUCUUUAUCGAAUGCAAUCCACAACUCGACAGUCUCUGGGCAACAAUGUGCAUCUUUUGCACCUUGAUCUUGGUCUGUACGACUUUUGUCAGUCACACCGUCGGAGCCAUUGUCGUGAUUCCAAUCGUUCAAGCGGUGGGAUCGCAGAUGCAACCCGUACCGCAUGACAAGGAAUUGGUCUUUGCAUCCGCAUUGGCGUGUUCGGCCGCCAUGGGACUGCCCGUCAGUGGCUUUCCCAACAUGACUGCCAUCAGCGUGGAAGAUCGACUGGGGAAUCGGUACCUGACCGUUCGAGACUUUUUGCAAUACGCACUCCCGGCAUCGUUGCUGGCGUUGAUGGUGGUGGUGACACUGGGAUACUGGUUGGUCAAGGUUGCUGUGCAAAUAGACGGAUGA
Messenger RNA from Seminavis robusta, 2403 nucleotides. The record is from the annotation of a GenBank genome assembly. NCBI's taxonomy places the organism in Eukaryota, Bacillariophyta, Bacillariophyceae, Naviculales, Naviculaceae.